Hyalella azteca is the source of this 3030-nucleotide messenger RNA. RefSeq names its product ubiquitin domain-containing protein UBFD1. Lineage: Eukaryota; Metazoa; Arthropoda; Malacostraca; Amphipoda; Hyalellidae. The record is from RefSeq and is a predicted model, not a curated record. Gene Ontology annotation, molecular function: cadherin binding; RNA binding. The coding region runs from base 248 to 1333 and encodes 361 amino acids. The transcript is spliced from 8 exons.
AAAAAAUGUGAAUAUCUAAGUAAUGCAGUGUUGGCCGAAUCUUGUGCACAGCAAUCACUUGUACCUUACAAAUUAGUGACGACAGAAUACCUCACUGAGGCGCCUUUGAGUUGAGCUGUUGUAAACAGCUGUGUCAGAAAACUUGUUUGCCACGAACCAUUCAUGAGGAAUUGAAAGUCGUAAUCCAAACAUUUUGCCUCGUAGAAUAGACUUUAGUAUACUGAAUAGUUAAUCACAAAAAUUCACAAUGGCUAAUGAUGACGCUGACGUUGACCUACAACUAGCUGAAGAAGUGAAGCCGACAGAGUGUGGCUCCAAAUCAAAUCACACGACUGCAACAACCACGACAAGUCCCGAGCCCCCGUCUCCUGCAACAACCAGCAGCACCACGGACAUGGAGAACAGUCCAUCACUUGUAGCAAGUUCCAGUGACAAAAGCUCCGCUAAUGCAGACAGACAAGACUCUAGUAAUUCUCCAGCUUCAAAUGAAGGCUGCUGUAGAUUAGAGUCUUCUGCUGAUAUGGAAACAAAUGACCCACCUGAGUCAAGUCAGGAGAAGCCUACCGCAGAUUCUGAAACAGAUGAGAAGUCAGCAAGUAGAAGUGAUACCCUUGCCUCAGUAGCACCUGAAGAAUCAGAAGAGAAAAUAGCCUUCAAAGUUAUAUUCAAUAGAAAAAAAUAUGAUGUAGAAUUACCAGCAUCCAGCACCAUUCAACAACUCAAACAGCAUCUGGCUCCUAUGAUAGAUGUAAUACCAUCAAUGCAGAAGGUGAUGGUGAAGGGGUUGGCUGGUAACGACAAGACGCUGGCUGAGCUCGGUGUCACCAAGACCACCAAGGUUCUGGUUGUAGGCUCCAAGUUUGAUGAAGUCAUCACCAUCAAAGUGGACAAGCUCUCUGCUACGGCAAGCAGCAGCAGCAGCAGCACGAGCAGCGCCCCCAGCAGCAGCUCCUCCCUCAGCACCCAAAAGAUCCACCAGAAAGCCUUAGAAAAAGGGCCUCCUGACGACGUACAUCCUGGUAUCAAAGACAGACAUGAGCCUCUCCCCCCUCACCCCAUAGCCGGGAUGCUCAACAAGUUGGGGGGCAAAGUUAGACUUACGUUCAAACUUGAACUUGAUCAGGUGUGGCUAGGCACCAAGCAGCGCACCGAGAAGAUCAACAUGGCGAGCAUCAGAAAUGUUGUGUCCGAACCUAUUGUGGGCAGAGAGGAGUACCAUAUUAUGGGCCUGCAGCUGGGUCCCACGGAGGCCUCCCGCUACUGGCUCUACUGGGUGCCCGCCCAGUACGUCAGCGCCAUUAAAGCUGCCAUCAUGGGCGGCACUAGUUACUAGUAGCCUACUAGUUGCCACUAGUGGGGAUUAUUUGCCUAUUACUAGUUAACUACCAGGUAUUAUUGCCUACUAGUUACGUAUUACUACUAGUAGGUAUUAUUAGCCUACAAGUUAACUACUAGGUAAUAUUGGCCUACUAGUUAACUACCAGGUAUUAUUGCCUGCUAGUUAAGUAUUACGUAUUAUUGCCUACUAAUUAACUACUAGGUAUUACUGCCUGCUAGUUACUAGUAACCUACUAGUUAACUACUAGGUAUUACUGCCUGCUAGUUACUAGUAACCUACUAGGUAUUACUGGCCUGCUAGUUACUAGUAACCUACUAGUUAUUACUACUAGGUAUUACUGGCCUGCUAGUAAAGUGCUAGUGAUGUGAUAAUUACGUGCUAGCUGUUAUACUAAGGAUCACGAGGCAGUCACUUACUAGUGACAUGCUAGUGUCUUGCUAAUAUUAAUUACUCAUUAGUGAUCAUAAUGUUACUCAUUAGCGCUGAUGGCUCAUUAGCGAUGAUAAUGGCUCAUUAAUGGUCAUGCUGUCAUCUGAAUAUGGGCAGUCUUUAAUGGGAUUCAUUAGUGAUCAUAAUGUGACUCAUUAGUGAUUAUGGCUCAUUAAUGGUCAUGCUGUCAUCUGAUUAUGGGCUGUCUUUAAUGCGAUUCAUUAGUGAUCAUAAUGUGACUCAUUAGCGAUUAUGGCUCAUUAAUGGUCAUGCUGUCAUCUGAUUAUGGGCUGUCUUUAAUGAGAUGGUAAUUAGCUUGUAAUUUUUCUUAAGAGGAAGCCUAACUACAUAUCAGGUCUCUGCUUCAUGCAAUACGUGCGGUCAAUGCACCAAGGAUUCAUUCAAGUUAAAAUAAUGUUGCUGCUUAGAAUAAUGAUGGAUGUAUUUUUCUGAAUGAAUAUACAGGCGAUAACAAUGAUGCUGGUUAAAAUAAUAAUACAUCUAUGUUGCUGAAUGAAUAUACAGGCGAUAACAAUGAUGUUGGUUAAAAUAAUGAUACGUCUAUGUUGCUGAAUGGAUAUACAGGCGAUAACAAUGAUGUUGGUUAGAAUAAUGAUACAUGUAUGUUGCUGGAUGACAUGCUAGUGAUAACAAUACAGGCGAUAACAAGGAUUUUGGUUAUAAUAAUGAUACAUCUACCUAUGUUGAUGGAUGAAUAUACAGGCGAUAUCAAUGAUGCUGUUGCUAAAAUUAUUUGUUUAUUUUGGGUUCUGGAAUAGAAAUGUAUGCCGUUUAAAUCAUUUUUUUCUGGUAAUUUUUUGUUAUGUAUCGAGUUAUCUAAUUAGAAAAUCGAUUAUAUAUCGGUAUAAAUGCAAAGACGACUCGUGUUUAAAGAACAUGUAUUUUGCUGAAUUAUUGUUCUUUUUUGGUUCUGGCAUGAAAAUGUAUGACGCAUAUAUCAUUUAUUUUAGUAAUUUUUUUGCUGUGUAUCAAUUAUCCAAUGAAAAAAAUCCUUAAUGACAGAGAUUAUGUAUCGGUAUAAAUGCACAGAAAACGGAUUUUUUGCUAACUUUUUAUUUUCGAACGUUUCGUUGACUGAUAAUAAGUUAUGACAAAUGAAUGCGCUUCUUUGAAUAGUGCACUUCAACAUAUUAAGGUAUUUGUCUGCUAGCUGCACUCUAGAGGAAAGAGAGGCACUUUGUGCAAUUAUAGAUGCAUUUUUAGCGCAUUUUCUCAUUUAUGGAAAAAAAUGCACUAUUGUG